GGUGCUUUUUCCGGACUGCGGACACAACUGAGAAGAUGAAGGCUUCCCUCCUUGCCGUGCUGGCUUUGAUCCUAUGCGCAGAUCAAGCAAACGCCCUGUACUGCUACACCUGCGACCGGGAACAAAGCAACUGGAGGUGUUUGAAGGCCGAGAAGUGCUCGGACAAGGAUGAGUAUUGUGUGACCAAUGUUGCCUCUGUAGGAAUUGGCUCUUUGUCUUUCUGGAAGAGGAUCACCAAGAAGUGCUCUGAGACCUGCCCACGUCACAACUUCCUGCUGGGCCUGGCUUCCUACACCUCGUAUUGCUGCCAAACCUUCUUGUGCAACCUCAGCGCGUGCCCGGGACCCAGGCUAGCUCGGGAUUGAGAUGGCAGGGGGGGUCCUGUGCCUGUGUCCUUCUUCACCUGCUCGGCGGUGGUGGGAGAAAGGGGCUCCUGAAGAGCACGGCCAGAUUCUCCAAGGAGGGUAUGGACACCAAGCAUGCUGCAGAGUAGAUAAAGUAUUAUGGUCAUGACCUUCUGCCCUGUGUUGCCUCCUGACCUAUCGCUUCUCAUGCUUUAGCUCUGUCGCCCUGGUAGGUUGGUGGGGAUGCGGCUGUGCUAAACCCUCUG
Athene cunicularia (burrowing owl) is the source of this 610-nucleotide messenger RNA. Its product is annotated as lymphocyte antigen 6E-like. The transcript has 3 exons. Gene Ontology annotation, molecular function: acetylcholine receptor inhibitor activity. Bases 36 to 365 code for a protein of 109 amino acids. Lineage: Eukaryota; Metazoa; Chordata; Aves; Strigiformes; Strigidae. The record is from RefSeq and is a predicted model, not a curated record.